Messenger RNA from Lactuca virosa, 333 nucleotides. Lineage: Eukaryota; Viridiplantae; Streptophyta; Magnoliopsida; Asterales; Asteraceae. The record is from the annotation of a GenBank genome assembly.
AUGGCCAGAGCCACCAUAUACAUGUUGGUUUUUUCUCUCUUCUUUUUCUUUUGUCUGCGUUUUUCCACUGCUUCGUCUUCCAAUAAGAAACCACCGCUGUGGCAUCCACCGCCACACGAUGCAGACGAACCCACCACCGAUCUGAACCUCUUUGCUCGCCUUCCCUACUGCCCCUUUACAUCCUCCUUCCUUCACCGCUUUUGUUUUGCUUCCCGCUUGCAUCUCCUAUUACCACACAUAUUACCCCCUUCCAGAGGCAGAAGUCGACGUUCAUCGUCACCGACACCAUGUCCAUGUUUCUGGUCCGAAAUGAUGGUGCAUGUCGACGAUUGA